AUGGCAUCAUCUCCCCAGCAUAGAGUCUUUGAAAAAGGAUCUUGUAUAUCCUUGUUGAAAGGCUGUGGUAGUGACAAUAAGUCCUCACAAGGAAAUGAUGUGCCAGUCCAAAACGGAAACCUCCAGAGGGAGGAAAUGAAAGAAACGCAAGACCUACUGGCGUCUGGACUGAGCAAACUGACUGUGCAAGAGAGAACAGAGGCUCUUUAUGACGUUCAUUGCGUGGGAGAAGAACUAAAGGAAGACCCUGAGAUUAUACAGAAAGCGCUUUCGGACUUUGACAAGGCCAUUCAGCAAGAGCACAAUCCAACUUAUGAAAUUGCCUCAAAUCAGAACAAAGCCUACGUCCAAGACCCCACGUUUCGCUUGAGAUUUCUCAGAGCAAACAGUUUUAAUGUCGGUCAAUCUCUUGGACAGAUGAUGAAGUUUCUUCAGUACAAAGCAGCGUAUUUUGGAGCUGAAACGAUUGCUCGUGAAAUCACCCUGGACGAUUUGACGACAGAGGAUAUGAAACUGAUGUUGUCGGGGCUCUACCACAUUCAGGAUGGAAAAGAUCGAAUGGGGAGGUUGGUAAUUUACAUGUUCAGCAAUAUGCUAUGCAGCAGCACUGUUGAAAGUCUGGUCCGUGUUUCGUUCUACGUAUGGUUCAAUAUCAUCCUGUCUGAUCAUGACGUGCAAAGGAAGGGUGUUACAGCCAUUUACUAUGACGUCAAUUCUAGGCCUGGAGAGAAGGUCAAGAAGCCUGGAAUCAACUUCAUGAUGAAAGUUCUGGGUCCUUUGAAUUCUCUCCCUGGGCGUUACACAGCACUUCACUACUGUCUAUUAAAAACAAAGAGCAGUCUUGCUCUCAACAGCACUGUUCUGAGACUUUCGGUAAACAAUAUUCCAGGUUACGUUAGAGUAAGAUCACGGCUUCAUCUCGGAUCUGACAUGGAGCUGCAGUAUCUGCUUAAGAGUCAUGGUAUUCCGAUUGAUACAUUUCCUGUGGAUGUCAAUGGCAAUAUACGUGAAAAUAUUCUGAACAAAUGGUUUAACAAACAUCAAGAAGCAAUCGACAAAGACACCCCUUCCGCGAACGCUCAGGUGCCGGAAUUGAAUGCAAGUGCUUGCACCUUUACCAAGCAAGAAGGUAAUGUAGAGAACGGAAAGGCUGUGCCUUCCAACAGGGCAUCCUCCGCUUCCGCAAGGACGGUUCAACCUUUGGACACGGAUAUUCUGUCGGGAAGAGGACGCAAGUCGCAGGACCAUCCAGGUAAUGUCAGAUUCCGUGACAUGCUAGAAGAGCAUAGUGUCGAAUACGACAAGGCUCCCCGCCACGAACGACGAAGAAUCACCACCGAGUUCACCCGUUUGCUCGCUUCCCAAGGGAUCCGAUUCCUUGACCAAAUAGAAUCUGGGGAUUGGGUAGAAUGCGAUUUCGCAGAAGGGAGGACAAAAGUUAGUCAGCAGUUUCGCACUCUACGCAAAAAGAAGUCUCGGGCGUAG
Messenger RNA from Cylindrotheca closterium, 1485 nucleotides. The record is from the annotation of a GenBank genome assembly. NCBI's taxonomy places the organism in Eukaryota, Bacillariophyta, Bacillariophyceae, Bacillariales, Bacillariaceae.